GUGGCUGUGACCAUGCUCAAAAGGGAGAUGAAGCCGGAGAGUGACAGGCCACGGAAAGUCCGGUUUCGGAUCGCAUCGUCCCACAGCGGGCGAGUUCUGAAGGAGGUGUAUGAAGAUGGGCAACCGUCAGGCUCCCUGGACUCCGAAUGCGCCAGUCUCUGCGGCAUCGAUGGGCUAAGUGAGUCUGAUGGACAGCAAAACGGCCACAUAGGAUCAGAAAGCGACGAGCAGGAGAACGACCAGGAUAACUUGCUGGUGUUAGCGAGGGCCGCCAGCGAGAAGAGUUUUGGUACCAGAAGGGUCAACAUUUUAAGCAAAAAUGGCACAGUCAGAGGCGUCAAAUACAAAGUGAGUGCCGGCCAAGCUCUGUUUAACAAUUUGACCAAAGUAUUGCAGCAACCAUCAACAGAGCUAGAAUUUGACCGUGUGGUGAUUUAUACCACUUGCCUUCGGGUGGUUCGGACAACCUUUGAGAGAUGUGAACUGGUUAGAAAGAUCUUCCAAAACCAUCGAGUAAAAUUUGAAGAGAAAAACAUCGCUCUGAAUGGUGACUAUGGAAAAGAGUUAGAUGAACGCUGCCGACGGGUUUCCGAAGCUCCCUCCCUCCCUGUCGUGUUCAUCGAUGGCCAUUAUCUUGGGGGUGCUGAGAAAAUUUUGUCAAUGAAUGAAUCAGGAGAACUGCAAGACCUCUUAACCAAAAUUGAGAGAGUGCAGCAUCCACAUGAGUGUCCUUCCUGUGGAGGCUUUGGCUUUCAUCCGUGCUCCGUGUGCCAUGGGAGCAAGAUGUCAGUGUUUCGAAACUGCUUCACAGACUCUUUCAAAGCCCUGAAGUGCACGGCGUGCAACGAGAACGGUCUUCAGCGCUGCAAGAGCUGUGCUGCUUAGGCAGCGCUUCCGCCAGGGAGAGCUGCGUUUUAUCAACCGAGGCAAUCAUUUGCUUUCUACUUUUUUUUUUAAUGGUCACGUUUAUGGAUUAAUCAAUAAACUUUGUUUAUUAUAA
This is a messenger RNA of Myotis davidii, 1000 nucleotides long. It is a transcript of the gene GRXCR1, whose product is annotated as glutaredoxin, cysteine rich 1. Lineage: Eukaryota; Metazoa; Chordata; Mammalia; Chiroptera; Vespertilionidae. Gene Ontology annotation, cellular component: kinocilium; stereocilium. The transcript is spliced from 4 exons. Gene Ontology annotation, biological process: inner ear receptor cell stereocilium organization; sensory perception of sound. The coding region runs from base 13 to 885 and encodes 290 amino acids. The record is from RefSeq and is a predicted model, not a curated record.